Molecule: messenger RNA, 2674 nt
Organism: Salarias fasciatus (jewelled blenny)
Lineage: Eukaryota; Metazoa; Chordata; Actinopteri; Blenniiformes; Blenniidae
Product: mRNA decay activator protein ZFP36L1
Exons: 2
Coding region: 95-1384 (429 amino acids)
Molecular function (GO): metal ion binding; mRNA binding
Source: RefSeq, a predicted model, not a curated record
CCAGAAAGUUCCGAGCGACCCAUGCUGCCUGCUGCCCGCGACUGUCUCUGCCGGGGCGGACGGGAUCGGACCGAGGUUCUCACCGCUCAGAAGAAUGCCGUCUUCCUCCCUCAAUCAGUUCGCUGACCUGGAAGAAAUGAUGUGCAAGCAUUUUUUCAAUCUGGACCUGAGAGAGCCCAACAGACUGCUGCCAUCCCUCAGUCUGGCGAUGCCGACGUCGGGCUACAUCGGCGAGCCGCGCAGAAACACCUCGUCCUCCCUGUCCUCCCUCCCCUCCGACCCGUCAGACAGCAUGUUCCUCACCUCCAGCCCGUGGGAGCAGCAGUCCCAGAGUCCGCUCCCCCCUCAGCUUGGGGGUUCUGCUCAGUGGGGAAAGUCCGGCCUCCUGUUCCAGCGCUCGGUCAGCAUGGUGGAGACGAGCAGCGCCUCGAGAGCCAGUCUGAGCUGGCCCAGCGGCAACGUCAGGAUCUCUCAGAGUGACAUCAGUCCCAUAGCGCUGAACGCCAGCUCCUCCUCCUCCUCCUCCUCCACCUCCUCCUCCUCAUCUCGCUAUAAAACUGAACUGUGUCGCUCCUUCACUGAGAGCGGCCUGUGUAAGUACGGAGGGAAGUGCCAGUUUGCACACGGGCCAGAAGAGCUGCGAGAUCUGAACAGACAUCCAAAGUACAAAACGGAGCUGUGUCGUACUUUUCACACCAUCGGCUUCUGCCCCUACGGGAUCCGCUGUCACUUUGUCCACAACGGCGAGGAGGAGAGCCGGCACUCCCUCUCCCGCGCCUCCUCCUCCUCGUCCUCCAGCAUCCCCCAUCAGCCGCUGUCCUCGUCUCGCCCACACCGGCCUCCUCUGGUCAGGCAGAGCUUCAGCUUCUCGGGGUUCCCCUCGGCGCCCCAGCCUGUCCUCGCCGGAAACGCCGCUGCAGCUCAUUCGCCCGUCGCUCGCGCCCCUUCGGCCUCUCCUCCCUCGUGCGCCGAUAUCACCGACCUCCUCUCCCACGCGUUCCUGGAGAUGGACUCCGCCUUCGAGGCCUCCCCUUCCUACCAGUACCUGCCUCCGUGUGGCGGCCAGGCCGCCGCCGCCACGGCCGACCCCAGGUCUCCGUUCCUGCCCUCCCCUGACUCUGGCUUCUCUCCCGGGGGUUUGUCUCCCACCAGCUCGCCGUCGCUGAGGCAGAGUCCCAGUGCUGCGGCGCCCCCCGCGGAGCCGCUGGGCCCCCGGUCCCUGUCCUACACGUCCCUGUCGGACCAGGAUCAGGAUGGAAGCAGCUCCACCAGCUCGCUCAGCGGCUCCGACUCCUGCGGCGGGCCCGGCGACGGCAGCGGCAGGCGUCUGGCGGUCUUCAGCCAGCUGUCGGUUCCCGAGGAUGCCUCUGGGUUCUGCCUUUAGCCUGCCGUGGCCUGACACUCACACACACACAGCUCACACACUGACCACCUACACUUCUUGCUGACACUGAAGACCUUCGCUCCUUUGUGGCGCUGAAGCUAACUUAAGACUCGGAUCUCUGCGGUUUAAUUGUUGCUGUUUCAUGUUCAGGCCACAGCCAGGGAGCAGCGCCAUCAUCAGAUCAAUACUUAUUAAGCUUGAUGUUUCAAAGUGCCAGAAAUUUGAGUGUUUUCUUUUCUUUUUUUUUGAAUAAUUGAAAUGUUGUAGUCACUGUGUGAUCGGCCUGUUGAGUCUGUUCACGCCUUUCGAUCACUUACAUCGGCGUCGAAUGAUUGUGACAAAAGCCAAAGACAUUGUUUUGUAGUGUAAACCUGAUAAUGGAACACGGAACACUCUCGCACACACACACACAGUGGCCUACGUUAUGGAGCUAUUCCACUGACUGUACACAGGACUGUUGAUAAGCUUGUGAAAUUAUCGCUGUACCUGUGCAGUCCGAGGCCGCGGUUCGAUUGCAGGCCUCAAUCUGAAUGUUUUUAAACGGCGUUGCCAUGUUGCAUUGUUGAGAUUAGCUGGUCUAUGUGGGGAGGAGUGAGAUGUCAGGGAUGUGAAGAGUUAAAUAACUCCGGGGGGGACCCAGCUCGGUCCUACUCUUCCCAUAAGCAGUGGAUGUUGAAGUUAUGGUUGAAAUUUCAUCACAUUGUUAAAUAUCGGAGUUUCAGGGUCUUUUGGAUCUCAUGUAAAGUUUUUUUUUUUUUUUUUUCCUCCUCCCCCCCUCAUGUUUUAGUUUCAUACGUUGUGCUGAUUUUCUAUUUCAGAAACAUUCCCAGACCUGUUUCUUCACCUUCUUCUUCUUCCCCUCUCAUCCCCCAAAGCUGUGUUCCACCUUUGAGUGUGCUCCGGUUGCCUUUCAGUGUUAUUACCCAGCAUCCUUCCUGUGGAGGCUCAGUGCUGCCGUGAGCGUCCCCGGCCGUGCACGCCGCUCCGGGGCACAUCCGGCAGAGUUACUGUAGAGUUUAGGGUCACGCUCGCUUAGCGUUUUUUACAAAUGUUACUCGUGUGUUUAUGUUGUAGUUGUUUGGAGACACAAAAUGUUCUUCGUCUAUUUAAAAAGUGGCUUUUUCAUCGACGCGUUUGAGGGCUGGUUUAGUGGUUCAAAAAGCGAUAAGCUUUAGUAAAUUAAUUUCUUUAAUUUAUUUUAACGUAUUUAUAGAGGACUUUGAGUUCAUGCUCGUAUCAACUUUAAUAUAUUUUGGGUUUUUUCUGCUUUUUUGUACUGGAAAUAAACUU